Molecule: messenger RNA, 435 nt
Organism: Lactuca sativa (garden lettuce)
Lineage: Eukaryota; Viridiplantae; Streptophyta; Magnoliopsida; Asterales; Asteraceae
Source: RefSeq, a predicted model, not a curated record
AUGAGCUACAACCCAAGACCAUUGCCUCAAAAUGCAUUGGUUAGACCAUCCUAUCCGCCACCACAACCUCAUUACCAACAUCCACAACCACACUAUCAAUCCAAACCACACCCUCCACACCACCAACAACCUCCUCAAUCCCAACCAAGUAGCUCCGGAAUGUCUCUCGGAGACAUUGUUAAAUCCCUAGCCACUAGCACCCAACAAUUCCAAAAAGAGACAAGAACUAGUAUCUCUAACCUUGUAGCGCAAAUGGGAGAUAUAGUUACAUCCAUAAGCAAGUUGGAGUCCCGUGGGAAAUUUCCUUCUCAAACCGAAAAGAAUCCUAGCGUCAAUGUGGUGACCUUGAGAAGUGGCAAAAAAAUCGGAGAAAUUAGCUCAAAGAAGAAGCCAAUGGAUGAAGAGGAAGAAAUAAAAGUCAUUCCCAUUGAAUAA